Molecule: messenger RNA, 480 nt
Organism: Prunus armeniaca (apricot)
Lineage: Eukaryota; Viridiplantae; Streptophyta; Magnoliopsida; Rosales; Rosaceae
Source: the annotation of a GenBank genome assembly
AUGGCUUCCCCUACAUGCACAAUCUCAUUGCUUUCCCUCUUUCUCUUCUCACUCUUGGCUUUCACUGCUCAAGCUCAAGUUCCAGGCAAUGAAACUUUCAAGUUUGUCAAUGAUGGAGAGUUUGGGCCGUACGUUGUAGAAUACGAUGGAAACUACCGUAUGAUUAGUGUGUUUAACGCCCCUUUCCAACUUGGCUUCUACAACACCACCCCAAAUGCCUUCACUCUUGCUCUUCGAAUGGGCUUGCUGCGAUCCGAGUCACAGUUGCGUUGGGUUUGGGAGGCCAACCGGGGAAAUCCGGUUGGCGAAAAUGCCACUCUCACCUUCGGGACAGACGGCAACCUUGUUUUGGCCGACGCCAAUGGAAGAGUGGCGUGGCAGACCAACACUGCCAACAAAGGUGUGGUAGGCUUCAAGUUGCUUCCAACAGGCAACAUGGUGCUUUAUGACCAAGGAUUAAAAUAUCGGCCGUGCAGAUAA